AUGAGCUCGAGUUGGAACUGCUGGGCAGAGACCCGGAUACUAUUCAGCGGAUUCUGGAAAAGUUUACCGAAAAGUUUGACUGUAUAUACAAUCGCCGACAAUCGCAAUACUCCCGUCCAAUUAUACCGGAAUCAACUGAAAUGGAUUCAAAUUCACGCCACUAAUGACAGCCCUAGUGAUGAUGGCCUACCGGCACUGGUAGCCCAAGAGUCGAGUGAUAUUACUGAUACUGAACCGGAUAUACCUAAUAAUUAUAGUCAAGAAUAUUCUGUUUAUAAUAAGACUAGUGAUGAGUUUGAAAGUAAGGACGAAAUGUCUGUCCCGAGCGUGGAGUCCGUGGAAAGUGAGACACAAUUUCUAAAUAAUGUUUCGUUCGAUGACUUCGAUAUCGAAACUCUAAACUAUAUUCUUAUGUCGAAAUCGCCGUUUGAUAUGAGUUUGAAAUCUAAUCUCGAAGUCGUUAAUGAAGAGGAAGAGGAGGAAGAAGUGGAGGAAUCUGUCGCUGAAGUCACAGAAGAAUCAGUGGAGGAAUCGUUAGAUUAUUGCGAAGUGUCUGAAGAAUAUUCUGAUGAUAACAGCGAUAAUAAAGACGAUAAUAAAAGUGAAAAUUUAAUUGAUUUCGAUCAUAAUAUUGACUCGGAUUUUGUGUCCGAAGACGUGAGUUCGAGUCCCGACACUGUCCGCACUAUUAGUGAACAUCAUGAUGAUGAACAUCAGCCGGAUAAUAUAAAUGAGAUGAUGGCCGCCAAUGAUGAGACAAAACCACACGAAAACAGUAGACAAUCAGAAUCUGAUUCUGAAAGUAAUACCUCAAUGGAUAGCCAACAGAAUGAUAGGACAUCGACUGGUCAUUGGAGGAAAUACACUACAAAAGAGCAAUACCUGAGCGACGAGUUGAGGGCC
Molecule: messenger RNA, 903 nt
Organism: Oppiella nova
Lineage: Eukaryota; Metazoa; Arthropoda; Arachnida; Sarcoptiformes; Oppiidae
Source: the annotation of a GenBank genome assembly